Messenger RNA from Owenia fusiformis, 1735 nucleotides. Lineage: Eukaryota; Metazoa; Annelida; Polychaeta; Sabellida; Oweniidae. The record is from the annotation of a GenBank genome assembly.
UGAACUACAUGGUCAUACCUUGUACUCUACUGAUGAUUGUCUUCAUUUGAAACUUCUAUCGACAUUAGGAGUUUGAAGACAAAAACGACAAGUUGACCAGCAGCAAGAAAGCAAUGUCAACAAUAGAUCCAAUGGACUAAUUAAAACUGAAUCUAGAAAGUUGACACUUUGGGAUUUAAUAUGGAUUUCACAUGUGAAUAGGCCAUCAAUAUGGAGCCUGAAAAUGAUAUUGAUUAUGGUUCUUUGGAUGUUAAGAAUAACUAUGAUGUGUUUGGUCAAACCAAAUCCGAGCAUGAUCCCAACAUUGAACAAGACAUCGAGGAUCCCAGGAUCGAACAUAAAUAUAUGAUUGGAGCUUGUUCUGCAAUGGAUGAUGUCAAGAAGAGUGAUGAUAAAUUUGGUCAAACAAAAUCUGAAAUGGACCUCAACGUUGAACAGGACAUGGGGGAACCCAUUAUUAAACCUAAACAUAAGAUGGGUGCUUCAAAGGUUGACAGUGAUCUCAACAUGUUUGUUCAAACAGAACCUGUCGAUAAUGAAUAUGCAAAUGAGGUCAGUAAUGAGCAGCAAAUAUUUGUUAAACCCGAACAUGAAAUUGAUGAUGAAUAUGAUCAGUCCCCCAGUUAUGAACCUGAAAUGGUAAUUGAAACUGAACCUGAAAUUAAUUAUGACAUUGAAAAUGAUCAGUCCCCCAGUUAUGAACCUGAAAUGGUAAUUAAAACUGAACCAGAGAUUGAUUAUGAUGAUGAAUAUUCAAAAGAAGUCAGUUGUGAAUCUCAAAUGCCAAUUAAGUCUGAAUAUGAUAUGGACAUGAUGGAUGUCAAUGUAGAGCCAGAAAUGGAUUGUGAAAAUCAACACCAGUUAAAGAAACAAGAGGAUACUCAUGAUAGUGGUAAAACAUUUAAAUGCAUGCAUUGUAGCAAAUGUUUCCCAAGCCAAGGUCAUGUGGUUAUCCAUGAGAGAAUCCAUACUGGUGAAAAACCAUACAAAUGCUCGAAUUGUGAUAAAAGAUUUACGCAGACUGGUCAUUUAAAGAUGCAUGAGCAGGUACAUAGCAGAACAGGUGAAAAGCCAUACAAAUGUACUAUAUGUGAUAAGGGCUUCACACUUGCUCAUAACUUAAAAAAGCAUACACAAUGGAAACACCCUGGUGAAAAAGUAUACACAUGUACAAUUUGUGAUGAACAUUUUACAGAAGGUAUAAGCUAUAAAGCACAUAAAAAGACACAUACUGGAGAGAAACCAUUCUCCUGUUCAUUCUGUGGUAAAACAUUCACUCAUAUGUCUCUAUUUAAACGACAUGAGAGGAUCCAUACUGGUGAAAAACCAUUUGCCUGUUCUAUAUGUGACAAAAAGUUUUCUCUAGCUGGUAGCUUGAAAACACAUGAACGAACACACACAAUUGUAAAACCUUACAAAUGCUCGACCUGUGACAAACGCUUUGGGGCGUCUAGCACAUUGGCGGCACAUAAAAGGGAACACUCUGUCAAAACCAAAUGUACUGUUUGUGGGAAAUCAUUUGAACAUGAUUGGGAGCUAGAGUGUCACGAAGUAGUACAUUCUGGAAAAACUCCCUUAUAUAAGUGUUCUAUGUGUGACAAAUCUUUUAUUCAUUCUUGUAACUUGCAAUCACAUUUAAGGUCGCAUACUGGCAGUGUUGUUAAACCGUAGAAUAAAAUGAUGUACUUCUGGUAUAUUGUAUUGUACUAUUUGUGGUAAAAGGACCAGGCAGUGU